Molecule: messenger RNA, 912 nt
Organism: Rotaria sp. Silwood2
Lineage: Eukaryota; Metazoa; Rotifera; Eurotatoria; Philodinida; Philodinidae
Source: the annotation of a GenBank genome assembly
AUGCUUCUUCGUCAUCCUACGGCUAUAGAAUUACCUAUGAGCAAUAGAAAUAGAAAUCCAGCCAUUGUUGUUCUAUACAAUUGUGUACCGAAAUGUGGCAGUUAUUUGAUGAAUAUUCUAUUUCAACUUUUAUCGAACCAAACUGGUGCAUUCACAUUUAUUUACGACAGCAGAUAUAUUCAUCAUCAUCUGUCGGCCGUGGAACAACAUAAUCUGACUAUAGAUCUUCUCAAAUAUACAAAAAAUGCUAGUGGUCAACCUGUUGUUUACGAGCGCCACUUUCACUUUAUUCAUUUAACAUCAACAUCAAAUCAAAUUAUCUAUUAUAUAAAUCAGUUGCGUGAUCCACUCAAACGCACUUUAUCACAUUUUGAUUUUCGUCGUUUUACAUGUGUGGUAGCACAUGAUGAAACACAAUGCUCAUUGAUACAUUCAUCUUUACGCAAUAUGACAAUGGAUGAAUGUGUUUCCACUGGUGAUCCUGGUCGGUGUAUUACACAUCCUUACGGAGUUCGUUCACCAAUUGCAUACUUUUGUGGUCAGUCAUCAAUAUGUGAUGAUACAGUUACAAGACCAACAAGUGAUGCUGCUCUAGCUCUUGCAAAGUCAAACAUUGAACAAUAUUAUAUUUAUAUUGGUCUUCUAGAAUAUCUUGAAAGUUCGUUAGAAUUGCUUGAACAUAUCCAGCCAUUGAUGUUUACUGGUCUCGUCAGCACCUAUGUAAACAUUGUAAAACGUCGUAGCAUCAAUCAGGUACCUAAAAAGUAUCGUCAUAGUACGACCAAUAGAACACGCGAUGUUCUUCGUCAACUUCUUAAGCCUGAGUAUGAACUGUACAACUUCAUCCGAAUGCGUUUUAUUGAUCAUUACACUCGAGUCUUUCAUCGUGCCCCGAUUUAUCAUGAAACUUAA